ACAUCGAUCUUGAUAACAUACAAAAUGCGCAGCGUCGUUGUGGUCGUCCUCCUGGUGGCGAUGGCUGUGUGUCUUCAGCUGACAGUUGCCGAGAUCUUGAAAUGUUCCGAGCGUGAAUUGGUGUCCGAGUUGGCGGCGCAGAUCCUGCGCGUGGCUCAGGGAUCCUCGGCCUUCGUCGCGGGACCUCACAAGCGCAACUCGGAGCUGAUCAACUCCCUCCUGGGGAUCCCCAAGGUCAUGACCGACGCCGGGAGGAGAUGAAAAGGAAACUCGCCCAUUUUCUUCAAAGGACACCCUGGCCAUGGCGAAGCUUGCUGACUCUACACAAUACGCUUAUUAACUACAUGAUUAAAUAAAUAAAUGUUGCAACAAUUACUCGACAUAUUUCUUUUUCAAUAU
This is a messenger RNA of Penaeus monodon (black tiger shrimp), 399 nucleotides long. RefSeq names its product pigment-dispersing hormone type 1-like. NCBI's taxonomy places the organism in Eukaryota, Metazoa, Arthropoda, Malacostraca, Decapoda, Penaeidae. Bases 25 to 261 code for a protein of 78 amino acids. The record is from RefSeq and is a predicted model, not a curated record. Gene Ontology annotation, molecular function: hormone activity. The transcript is spliced from 4 exons. Gene Ontology annotation, cellular component: extracellular region. Gene Ontology annotation, biological process: response to light stimulus.